Molecule: messenger RNA, 4145 nt
Organism: Astyanax mexicanus (Mexican tetra)
Lineage: Eukaryota; Metazoa; Chordata; Actinopteri; Characiformes; Acestrorhamphidae
Gene: kcnv1
Product: potassium voltage-gated channel modifier subfamily V member 1
Exons: 3
Coding region: 393-1850 (485 amino acids)
Biological process (GO): potassium ion transmembrane transport; protein homooligomerization
Cellular component (GO): membrane; voltage-gated potassium channel complex
Molecular function (GO): voltage-gated potassium channel activity; protein binding
Source: RefSeq, a predicted model, not a curated record
AGGAAACAGCCUCGCGCUGAAGGACCCACAUCCUUUAUGGGAUUUGUUUGACCCGCGUGAGUGAGUGUAUGUGUGCGCGCGCGGACUUUGUUGCCUAGCAGCGUGGGAGCUCUGUGAUUGGCUGGCAGUGCAGAGCGUUCAGAAGGCGCACAUGUGUUCCUCAGUUCUCCAGAAGCAGCGAGAGUUCAGCCGCAGCAGCAGCGCGAGCUCCUGCUCCUCUCCUCCAGCAUGACCUGGACCUGUUCACUCCACCUCAUCACCCCGCCGGCGGGAGGAACGCUCUUCUGCACUGGAACUGGAAAGAAACAUCCAGCUGGAGCAUGACCCCUGACCUCCACACGCUUCUAACAGACCACCGACGUUUCAUGAAGCUCUACCCCAUAUAGAGCACUAUGAUCAGUAAUGCAUCAAGUGCAGCGGAGUUCUGUGGGGACAGCGCCUCAGUCUUGUCCCUGGAUUCCAGCGUGUUCUUCAGCGAACCACCUCCACCUUCCGACAAUCCGCUGGACUUCUUCAUCAUUAAUGUGGGAGGGAGCCGCUAUAUCCUCUCCCAGGAGCUUCUGGCCUCCCACCCAGAGACACGACUGGGAAAGCUGGCCCUGUCCACGCGAGACUCGGCUUUAGACCUGUGCGACGACGCAGACUUCCUGGAGAACGAGUUCUUCUUUGACCGCAACUCGCAGACGUUUCAGUAUGUCAUGAACUUCUACAAGACGGGCCACCUGCACGUCAGGGAGGAGCUCUGUGUGGUCUCCUUCCUGCAGGAAAUCGAGUACUGGGGCAUAGACGAGCUCCGCAUAGACAACUGCUGCAGGGACAAGUACUACCGGCGGAAGGAGAUGAAGGAAUCUCUCGACGUCCAUAAGGAAGCAGAAGCGGCGGACAGCGAUGAGGAGGACUUUGCCGGGGUUUUGUGUCAGGACUUGCGGCAGCGACUCUGGGACCUCAUGGAGAAGCCGGACUCCUCAAAGGCAGCAAAGACGUUUGGGACGUUAUCCAUCUUUUUCGUGGUGGUGUCCAUCGUGAACAUGGCCCUGAUCUCCCUGGACUUCACCAUCCUCGGUGCAUCCGUCCUGGACAUCCUCGAGUACAUCUGCAUCGUGUGGUUCACGGGCGAGCUGGUGCUCAGGUUCUUGUGUGUGAAGGACAAGUGUAAGUUCAGCAGGAGUGUGGUGAACAUCAUCGACCUGCUGGCCAUCCUGCCCUUCUACGUCACGCUGGCAGUGGAGUGUCUGCAUGGGGGAUCCACAGAGCUGGAGAACGUGGGGCGGGUGGUGCAGGUGCUGCGACUGAUGAGGUCCCUCAGAAUGCUGAAGCUCGGACGACAUUCCACAGGUCUGAAGUCUCUGGGCAUGACCAUCGCUCAGUGCUAUGAAGAAGUGGGCCUCCUGAUGCUCUUCCUCUCGGUGGGCAUCUCCAUAUUCGCCACCGUGGAGUACGCCAUCGAGCACGACAUCCCCGAGACCACCUUCACCAACGUACCUUGCGCGUGGUGGUGGGCCACCACCUCCAUGACCACCGUGGGCUACGGGGACAUUCGUCCUGACACGGCUGUGGGCAAAGUCAUGGCCUUCAUCUGCAUUCUCUCGGGCAUCCUCAUCCUGGCCCUCCCCAUCGCCAUCAUCAACGACCGUUUCUCGGCCUGCUACUUCACUCUGAAGAUGAAGGAGGCGGCGCUGCGGCACGGCGAGGCCCUGAAGCGCCUGACGCGCAGCUCAGCCUCCGAUGUGACGGCGGUGGGGGUCAACCUGCGGGACGCCUACGCCAGGAGCGUGCUGGAAAUGCUGCGGCUGCAGGGCCGAGAAAGGGCCAGCACACGCAGCAGCGCAGGCGACGACAUGUGGUGGUAGUGUGGGACACACCUCGGAAGAUUGAAGAGUGGAGUUGGGUGAACAGCUGAUUGACGCACCGCAAAAACGCACAUUUUUGUAUGUAUUUUAGUUUGUUAUAUUGGAACUGCCACCAAUUGGCUAUUGACUUGAAAAGCCGUAUCAAACACAGUUCAAAAUUUUUGAUCUAGCCUUGUUGGUUCACAUUUGUGUUCAGAAGACCCAUGUGACCCAUAUUUAUCACUAGUGUGAACACACAUCUGCUCUGAAAGCAUAAACAAAGUGUUCACAAAAAAAUACACAAAUAAAAGUUUGGUUUUAUUGCCAUUUAUUGGUUAUACACUUUAUCUACAAAGAAAUAGUUGCACCCAGACGGAAGUGCAGUCGGAUUGCAGUGCUUUACUGGGAACGCAGAAUAGGAACUAGUAUCUUGUGUCUUGUCCCAUGACUUUUGCCAUUUCCAUUUGAAUGUAGAGUACCAGUGAAAAGAAACACCUUCGCAUACAACGUUUUCCUUUAUUUCUGACAUUUUAGCUUGAUAUAGUCAAAUGAUUUAAUAUUGGUACUAAUUAUUUAGCUAUACAUACAGAAGUAAUGUGUAAUGUACUGUAUGUGUAACUCAUGUUGUAGAGGUUCCUAAUGGUGUUCUGUGAUAACCCAUCCCAUACAGCUUGAAUAUUCACAUAUGAUCGAGAUUUUGGAGUAUUAAUCGGGCACCCUGGCACCUAGCCUUCUGGAUGUAUCAUGGCUGACACCAAACCCUCCAAGUUUCAUUCCUAUUGGUUGAUUGCUUUUAGGUGCAACUAUUUCUUGACAAUGAGUCUAUACAGUGAGAAAAAUAAGUAUUUGAACACCCUGCGACUUUUGCAAGUUCUCCCACUUAGAAAUCACGGAGGAGUCUAUAAUUUUCACCGUAGGUGCAUGUGCACUGUGAGAGACAUAAUCUAAAAAAAAAAAACGUGUGUUACUGCUGCAAAUAAGUAUUUGAACUCCUGUGAGAAUUAAUGUUAAUAUUUGGCACAGUAGCCUUUGUUGGCAAUUACAGAGGUCAAACGUUUCCUGUAGUUUUUCACCAGGUUUGCAAACACUACAGCAGGGAUUUUGGCCCAUUCCUCCAUAAAGAUCUUCUCCAGAUCAGCCCGGUUUCUGGGCUGUCACUAAGAAACACAUAGCGCUUUUCCACCAAAAGAACUCUGGUUCUUGAACCAGUUCCGUUCGGACUUAUAAGGAUUGCGGUGCUUUUCAGCGAACUGGUCCGCGUUUCCACCAGUUUUAGUGGAACCGUCAAAACGUCACAUCAGUAAACGUACCGACACUAUUGGCUGAUGUGGACGGAGUCAGAGAGCCAGGGUUGCACUGGUCCGCUGCUGGUUAGCUGACCUACUGCCCAGCACGCUGUCCAACACAUCAUAAAAUGCUGGUACACUCCCCGUCCAGCUCCACUCCAUUUUUAAACUUUUUCAGUCUGUUUAUCUCUUGUUCUUUAGUGCGAACAUACCCUGCCCGAGAUAAAUCCUCCUCUAGUUCACCAUAGACUUUCUCCUUCCUAGUUCUCCCUUCAAGUUUAUCCUGAAACUCCGGAGAACACCAAAUCCAGAGUAAAUACUGUGUUUCCUCAGCAGACAACUGUGCAUUCUCAAACACGGCCACAGAUGAGUGACCUGGUAUUCUUUGGUUUUCCUGCUGUGAACAAAUGGUGCUGGUUCCACGUCUGUGGAAAAGCAGAGGAAAAAAAAAUCAGGAAACAGAGUUUGAGCUCCCGCUCUAUAGGAUUUAGGUCUGGAGACUGGCUCAGCCACUCCAGAACCUUGAUAUGUUUUUUACGAACCUUGGUUAUCCUGGCUGUGUGCUUUGGGUCAUUGUCAUGUUGGAAGACCCAGCCAUGAUCCAUCUUCAACACUCUAACUGAGGAAAGGAGGUUGUUCCCCCAAAUUAAUUAUAAAAAAAUCAUACAUUGUGAUUUUCAUUUUUUUUUUUUUUUGAUUAUGUCUCUCAAAGUGGACAUGCUCAUGAAAAUUUCAGACCCCUCCAUGAUUUCUAAGUGAGAGAACUUGUUAAAAUACUUAUUUUCCUCACUGUAUAUCUAAAAGCACAUAAAGUAGUAUGCAAACAUCUGUGCACCCCUCUUUAAAUGAUUUUUGUCAAGAUGCGUAAAUAAACAGGUCAGUUAUGGCAUUUCUGAACAUUUUAGAGACACAUUUCUUAUGUAUAUUUGCUGAAUAAAAUGAAUAAGCCAUUGGUCUUCCCCCAUUUUGUAUUUCCACAUUGUUUCCAAUAUGCUAAAUUAUGCAAAUAAACUGUAAUUGUGCUUUAAAA